AUGCCUUGCUCUGGCAACACGACAGAGAUAUGCGGUGAUGGCAAUGCACUGAGCGUCCGCGUGAAUGGAAAAUCACCGCUGCUGACAGCAGUAGCCAACCCCAACAACACAACCGGUUCAUUCAACGCAAAGGUAGAUUUGAACCAGAAAUUUUCAUCUUGGAAGACAUGGAAGGCACGCGGCACCAAUCUUGGUAAUUGGCUGGUCUUGGAACGCUGGAUGGACCCCACUUGGUUUGAUCAAGCAAGUGGCAAUGUCGGUGCUGUGGAUGAAUGGACAUUUUGUCAAGCACUUGGUACGGCUGGCUGCACCUCGCAACUUCAGCAACACUGGGCAUCUUGGGUGACACAGUCAGAUAUCUCACAAUUGGCAAGCGCUGGUCUCAAUACACUGCGUAUACCCGUUGGCUUUUGGGCAUUCAUCGACCCCAUUGCUGGAGAACCCUACGUGCGCUCCACACAAUUGCAAGAAUUAUCGCGCGUGUUGGGUUAUGCGCGCGCUAGUGGUAUGACCGUGACGCUCGACUUGCAUGGCUUGCCAGGAUCUCAGAACGGAGCUGAUCAUUCUGGUCAUAUCGGAGAGAUUGCUUGGUACACGUCUGCCAAUCAGCAGCGCUCUCUACAAACUGUACAAGCCGCUGCGACAUGGCUUGCUGGCAGCGGUUUUGCUGGUACGGUCACUGCCUUUGAGGUUGCCAAUGAGCCAGCAAUUGCAAAUUGGGAUCAAUGGCUUAUGUACAAGGAUUUCGUCCUUGCAUCCCAUGCCAUCUUGCAAAAGACCGUUCCAGGAGUCGCCACCAUGUUUCACGAUGGCUUCUGGGCACUCGAACCCUGGAACCAGUUCUUCACAGCUGCAGACAACGUCGUUCUGGACACACACCGAUACUUUGCAUUUGCACAAACAACCUUGGAGCAAGCUGUGAGCGAUGUUUGUGCGUACGUUGCUGAUUUCCAAAAAAUGAAUAUGCCAGUCUUUGUGGGUGAAUUUUCACUCUCCAUCCAGACAACUGCCGCGGACUCUGCUGCAGCGGCGCAGAAUGCACUUGCGUUCUUUGAGACACAGAUGCAAGCGUGGACACAAGCAGCUGGGGGUGCCAUGUGGUCGCUCAAGGCGAUGAAUGCCGAUGGGAGCCAGAAUCUUGGAUGGUCGACGUCUGGCCUCAUUCAGUCUGGUUUGUUUGGUGGGUUGAGUGUCUGGGACUUGGCAGGAGCACAGUGUGCUGCUCCUGCUGCAUAG
Protomyces lactucae-debilis is the source of this 1236-nucleotide messenger RNA. RefSeq names its product glycoside hydrolase superfamily. The coding region runs from base 1 to 1236 and encodes 411 amino acids. Lineage: Eukaryota; Fungi; Ascomycota; Taphrinomycetes; Taphrinales; Protomycetaceae. Gene Ontology annotation, molecular function: beta-glucosidase activity. The record is from RefSeq and is a predicted model, not a curated record. The transcript has a single exon. Gene Ontology annotation, cellular component: extracellular region; cell surface. Gene Ontology annotation, biological process: glucan catabolic process.